AUGGAGAGAUUGCAGCGAAUCUUCGGCGCCGGUGGCGGUUUGGGUCACGCAUCGCCUGAUUCUCCGACUCUCGAUACGUCGGAGCAAGUUUACAUCUCUUCUCUCGCUCUCCUCAAGAUGCUCAAGCACGGAAGAGCUGGGGUUCCUAUGGAAGUCAUGGGAUUGAUGCUUGGUGAGUUCGUGGAUGAAUACACUGUUAGAGUUGUGGAUGUUUUUGCCAUGCCUCAGAGUGGAACUGGUGUUAGUGUGGAAGCUGUUGAUCAUGUUUUCCAGACUAAUAUGCUCGACAUGCUUAAACAGACUGGAAGACCUGAAAUGGUGGUUGGUUGGUAUCAUUCACAUCCUGGAUUUGGCUGCUGGCUUUCUGGGGUCGACAUUAAUACCCAACAGAGUUUUGAAGCUUUGAACCAGCGAGCUGUAGCAGUGGUGGUAGAUCCGAUUCAAAGUGUGAAGGGAAAAGUGGUGAUUGAUGCUUUCCGCUCGAUAAACCCACAGACCAUUAUGCUUGGGCAAGAACCCCGUCAAACAACAUCAAACCUUGGACAUCUGAACAAACCCUCGAUCCAGGCCUUGAUUCAUGGAUUGAACAGACACUAUUACUCAAUAGCCAUCAACUAUAGGAAGAACGAGCUGGAGGAGAAGAUGUUACUAAACCUCCACAAGAAGAAAUGGACAGAUGGUCUGACGCUAAGACGCUUUGACACUCACUCCAAGACAAACGAACAGACGGUCCAGGAGAUGUUGAGCUUGGCUGCUAAAUAUAACAAGGCGGUUCAAGAGGAGGACGAGUUGUCACCGGAGAAACUAGCGAUCGUGAAUGUAGGAAGACAAGACGCAAAGAAGCAUCUGGAAGAGCAUGUUUCCAACUUGAUGUCAUCCAACAUUGUUCAGACAUUAGGCACCAUGCUCGACACUGUCGUCUUCUAG
Arabis nemorensis is the source of this 927-nucleotide messenger RNA. The record is from the annotation of a GenBank genome assembly. NCBI's taxonomy places the organism in Eukaryota, Viridiplantae, Streptophyta, Magnoliopsida, Brassicales, Brassicaceae.